Cannabis sativa is the source of this 1495-nucleotide messenger RNA. RefSeq names its product probable O-methyltransferase 3. The coding region runs from base 176 to 1306 and encodes 376 amino acids. Lineage: Eukaryota; Viridiplantae; Streptophyta; Magnoliopsida; Rosales; Cannabaceae. The record is from RefSeq and is a predicted model, not a curated record. Gene Ontology annotation, biological process: methylation. The transcript is spliced from 2 exons. Gene Ontology annotation, molecular function: protein dimerization activity; O-methyltransferase activity; S-adenosylmethionine-dependent methyltransferase activity.
AAAAUAAUGAUGAUGAUAAUAAUAAUAAUAAUAAUGGUUCAGCCCACAGAUCUUCUUUAGGGAUAUGCAACACAAUUAUCAAGAUUUAAGAACCAAAACUCAGCUCUAUAAAUGUACCAUAUUUCAACAAAGCUUCACAUACAAAUUUUAUAAAUAAAUAUUUUAUAGUGUAAACAUGGAGAAACUAAAGAGUUUUAGGCAUCUUAACAAUAAUAUAGAUUUGGUUCUAAAUGAGGAAAAUAGCAUAGAAUUGCUAAGAGCUCAAGGCCACAUAUGGAACCAAAUCUUCAACUUCAUCAACUCCAUGUCCUUAAAAUGUGCCAUUCAAUUGGGUAUUCCAGAUAUCAUCAACAACUAUGGAAAACCCAUGACGAUUUCUCAACUCAAACUUGCACUCCCCAUAAACCAAAAAAAAUCCUCUUGUGUCUAUCGCCUCAUGCGAAUUUUAACCCAUUCUAACUUUUUUGCUCUACAAAAAGUAGAAGGAAGAGAAGGAGAAGAAGAAGAAGGUUAUGUUAUAACUGACGCUUCCAAAUUGUUACUCAAGGACAAUCCUAUGAGUGUCACACCCUUUUUGUUAGCCAUGCUCGAUCCUGUGAUAACUAAGCCCUGGGAUUUUCUCAGCAACUGGUUCCAAAACGACGAUCCUACACCGUUUGACACGGCUAAUGGGAUGACGUUUUGGGAUUAUGGUAGCCAUCAACCAAAUCUAGCGAGAUUCUUCAACGAUGCCAUGGCUAGCGAUGCACGAUUGGUGACGAGUGUGGUGAUCGAAAAGUGUAGAUGGGUGUUUGAGGGAGUGGAGUCAUUAGUUGAUGUUGGCGGGGGGACCGGAACUGUGGCCACAACCAUUGCAACUAGUUUUCCCCAAAUUCAAUGCUCUGUUUUGGAUUUACCACAUGUUGUAGCUGAUUUACAAGGUGCAAAUAACCUAGUCAAUUUUAUUGGUGGAGACAUGUUUGUUGAAGUUCCUCCAACUGAAGUAGUUUUGUUGAAGUGGAUAUUACAUGAUUGGAAUGACGAAGAAAGUGUGAAAAUAUUAAAGAAAUGCAAAGAGGCCAUAACCAAGAAUAAUAAGAAAGGAGGGAAAGUGAUCAUAAUAGACAUGAAAGUCGAAAAUGAGAAAGAUGAAGACGACGAGUCAUAUGAAACUCAACUCUUUUUCGACAUGUUGAUGAUGGCGUUGGUCACUGGAAAAGAAAGGAAUGAAAAAGAAUGGGCUAAGCUUUUUAAAGAUGCAGGCUUUUCGGAUUAUAAGAUUACACCUAUUUUAGGUCUAAGAUCUCUUAUUGAGGUUUAUCCAUAAUUAAUUAAUUAUACUUAUAAUUAAGUAGUGUUAAUGGUUGUGUUGUUUGUGAGCUCUUUCUCUCUCUAUUAUUGGUAUGUUGUAAUAAGGAAACAUAAUUAACAUUAUGAGUAAUUAUGUAAGCCAAAAGAAUAAGAUAUAUUGAUGAGACUCAUGAAGUUUAAUAAUAAUGUGUUUAAAUUUUAAUUA